This is a messenger RNA of Cylas formicarius (sweet potato weevil), 1019 nucleotides long. RefSeq lists its product as uncharacterized. The record is from RefSeq and is a predicted model, not a curated record. The transcript has 7 exons. Lineage: Eukaryota; Metazoa; Arthropoda; Insecta; Coleoptera; Brentidae. Bases 98 to 955 code for a protein of 285 amino acids.
UGCUUUGACGAAAAUCAUCGGCAUCAACUCGGAAGAAAGUUCGACUAAAUAUUUGUUUAUUUUGGCUGUUAUGUGAGACGCGUCCAAGUGCCCGACGAUGGUUGGUGAAUCCACAGGUUAUGCAGUCCUGGUUCUGUUGAUUUUCUUUUUUUCUAUCGAAAUUGAAGGCGUUAAAGAUAUUGCAGUCUCUAUUCCGAUGGCAGCGCGGAUCUUGGACACAGUAACUCUGCAUUGCAACUACGAUUUAGAAGGCGAACCUUUGUAUACUGUAAAAUGGUACAAAGGUCAAAACGAAUUCUAUAGAUUCAUUCCAAAGGAGCUGCCCAACACUCAAAUAUUUCCACUGCCAGGAAUAAACGUCGACUUAAGCGAAAGUACCCCCAAUGAAAUAGUUUUAAGAGAUGUCCAGCCUGAGGUGACCGGCAGAUACACCUGCGAAGUCUCUUCCGAUGCACCUCUGUUCGAUACAAAAAUGAAUUCUGGUUACAUGUACGUUGUAGAUAUUCCUAUUGAGGAUCCGGUGUUGGCGGUCGAAAAAGAUCUUCUCGACAUAGGUGAAGUGAUACUGGCAAAUUGUACGGCACCUCCAUCUUUCCCUGCCACAAACAUCAGCUGGUAUCUCAACGGCAAAAGGAUUACCAACAAUUACUUAAAACAAACAGAGGUAACUAAUGAAAUAUUGACUUCAAUAAGGAAGCGUUUUGUCACCACGUCCGUUUUAAAAUUCGAAGUUGGCGAUAGUACAUUUGAAGAGGGAAAGGCUGUACUCAGUUGCGUAGCGUCUCUAUUUAAUAUAUACAGAGGGGAAAAGAAAGAAAUAAUAGAAGAAGCCAAACCGAAGCCGAGACCUUCAUCAGUAUUGGGUCCUAGAGGAGAAUCAUCAGAUUGCUCACGGAUCCAUGUACCGAUCGCGCGAGUUUUAAUAUUUACCCUGUUCUUCUGGAAAUACCGGUAACAAAUAAAACAUCUGGAAUAAAAGAAACUAGCGUUACAACUUCAUUAUUUUCCCUCAGAGGCGC